Molecule: messenger RNA, 1066 nt
Organism: Frankliniella occidentalis (western flower thrips)
Lineage: Eukaryota; Metazoa; Arthropoda; Insecta; Thysanoptera; Thripidae
Product: venom allergen 5-like
Exons: 5
Coding region: 60-806 (248 amino acids)
Cellular component (GO): extracellular region
Source: RefSeq, a predicted model, not a curated record
CUAGCUAUAAAAGAUGGAGUUACCCUCACAGGAGGCCUAGAACUCGUCCGAAACACACGAUGUUGCGCCAACUACUAGUUCUGCUGCCUCUGCUGGCAUGUGUAGCCGCAGCAGCGAACCCUUACUGUAAAAUCUGCAAGGAGCACCCAAUGUGCAAGUAUACGGCGAAACCUGGCGCAGCUUGCAAGAACUAUGUAGCUCCGCGUGUAUCGAGUAGCGACAAGGCGCUCAUCGUGAGGCUGCACAACGAGUACAGAAACAAAGUAGCACUCGGCAAGGAGACGCGUGGCAAGGGUAACCCCCAACCCUCGGCCUCCAACAUGAGAAAAAUGUCUUGGGAUAACGAAUUGGCGACAAUUGCUCAGCGAUGGGCUGAUCAGUGCACUUUCGAGCACAGCACCUGCAUGAACACGCGUGACGGCACUGUCGCGGGACAGUGCCUUCUGUCUGGUGGCAUUGCUCCCGGGCAGGUCACUCCCGACUGGAAGACGGCCGUAAAGAUGUGGUACGAUGAAGUGGCAGCUCGCGACGGCUCACAGAACACCAAACCGUUCAAGGCGGAUGGGACUUUCAUGGACGUGGGUCACUAUACUCAACUCGCCUGGGCCAAGACGUACGCCGUGGGUUGCGGCUACUCCACCUACAGAGCCGGCUCGGGAAACAAGCCUGACACUCAGCUAGUGGUUUGCAACUACAAGCCCAGCGGUAAUGUCGUAGGCGAGGUCGUGUACGAGGGCGGCGCUCCAGCGUCGAAGUGCCCCAAGGGCACCAAGAGGGACUCUACAUACAAAGGGUUGUGUGCCUAGCCACGCUUGAACGCUGUCAAACAUUUCAACGGUUCCGUAACUCCAAAUUGUGCACCAUUCCAUGUAUUUCUGUUUUCGGAUUUUUACAAGAUUUUCAGGGCUUAUACCAUGAUCGGGACGGUCCAAACUUAUGGAAGGUUUACGGAAACGUCUGCAGUCAACAUUAGUCGUCAAUCGUGGUGUGCCUGAAGUUUUUAGUUCAGACACGGACCGCUUCGGAACCAAAUAAAACAUAGCGAACGCCCCAUGUUACCACAAAA